Molecule: messenger RNA, 3543 nt
Organism: Ipomoea nil (Japanese morning glory)
Lineage: Eukaryota; Viridiplantae; Streptophyta; Magnoliopsida; Solanales; Convolvulaceae
Exons: 7
Coding region: 63-3065 (1000 amino acids)
Biological process (GO): tRNA 5'-leader removal
Molecular function (GO): protein binding; ribonuclease P activity
Source: RefSeq, a predicted model, not a curated record
AUCAAUACUCUGUAAAUGUAAUCCAACAGAGAUAGAGCAGAGCGACUAUGUGACGGCCACACAUGGCCUGCGCUUCCGCUUCCUUCACCUUCAAACCGCUGCAAAAGGCUCAGCUUCAGCUCUCUCCCUUCUCCUACUGUAAGUAUUCAUUAAUGCUCAACCCUUUUAAGAUCUACACCUCAUAUUUCCCUUCAACCAAACUCUCACUUGAAGUUGAUAUACAUGUUACUCGCUUGGAAACAGACCGGGAAAUCUCAAGAAUCAUACCGCGUAGCGUAAAUCAUAGUGAAACUGGUUCUGGGUUGUCUUCUUUUAGUUCUAAAGUCAGCAGGGUUAGUAGAAAACAUUCAAAAAAUAACCAUGCAGUAGAAAACGUUGAGAAAAGGGUCGUAUUAAAAGAAGGGCAUGGGGUAAAUGGGUUAAAUUCACGAAAAAGAGGGGAAUUAAGCCCUGAAAUUUCUAUUGUUAAAUCCAAAAAUGGGUCUUCUGGAAAGAAGGAUGAGAAAAAUGUUGAGAAAAGAGUCGUAUUAAAAGAAGGGCAUGGGAUAAAUGGGUUAAAUUCACGAAAAGGAGGGGAAUUAAGCUCUGAAAUUUCUAUUGUUAAAUCCAAAAAUGGGUCUUCUGGAAAGAAGGAUGAGAAAAAUGUUGAGAAAAGAGUUGUAUUAAAAGAAGGGCAGGGGGUAAAUGGGUUAAAUUCACGAAAAAGAGGGGAAUUAAGCUCUGAAAUUUAUAUUGUUAAAUCCAAAAAUGGGUCUUCUGGAAAGAAGGAUGAGAAAAAUGUUGAUAAAAGAGUUGUAUUAAAAGAAGGGCAUGGGGUAAAUGGGUUAAAUUCACGAAAAAGAGGGGAAUUAAGCUCUGAAAUUUCUAUUGUUAAAUCCAAAAAUGGGUCUUCUGGAAAGAAGGAUGAGAAAAGUCAGAGGGUAGAGCAGAAAUCAAGAAAGAAUGAUGGCAAGGAGGUGGCAAUGGAGCAAAAGGAAAAAGGAUCUAGUAAAGGUAAGGUACACUCACCGGAAGCUAAGUUGAGGCUAGGGUUGGAUAUGUGCUCGAAAAGAGGGGAUUUUUGGGGGGCAAUUAGGCUGUUUGAGUUGGCUAGGAAGGAGGGAGUAAGAAUUGGGCAAUACCAUUAUUCUGUGCUUCUGUAUCUUUGUUCUUCUGCGGCUACUGGUUUUCUGCAGCCUGCAAAAAGCGGGAGUGGUAGUAGGAGUUUGAAUCCGUUAGAAUCCAAGGAGGUUAGUAGUGUGGGGUUUGAAGAUAAUAGUGAAUUUUCUCAAAUGGAAAAUAGAAAACCUUAUGGAGGAGAGAAUGGUUUGACAGUAGAUAGCUCUUUGGAAAAUCAAUUGCAUGUUAAUGUUUUUCCAUCAAAAGUAACGGAACAUAAUUCUCAAAGUACGUUUAGUUGGAGUGAAUCGUUGAGCACGCCUUUGGACUCUUCUCCUCAAACUCUAGAUGAAUUAGUUCAGUUGAUGAAGACUAGUGUCAAGCCUUCUGAGGUAAAAGAUGCAAGGGAUCAACAGGAAGGCUAUAUAAUUCAAGUAGGCCAAGAUGUCAAGAGCUUUGCCCUUCGAAAGGGUUUUGAAAUAUGUGAGUUGAUGCGUUCAGAAAAGGUUCCAAUGAAUGAGGCAACUUUCACAUCCAUGGCUAGACUGGCAAUGUCUUUAGGCGAUGGUGAUAAGGCAUUUGAUGUGGUGAAGCAAAUGAAGGAAUGUGGGAUAGAUCCAAGACUACGAUCCUAUGGUCCUGCUCUUAGUGUUUUCUGCAAUAGCGGAGAUGUUGAGAAAGCAUUCAUGGUUGAAGGACAUAUGCUGGAGAAUGGGGUUUAUCCAGAGGAGCCUGAACUAGAAGCACUAUUGAAAUUAAGUGUUGAGGCUAAAAGGAGUGAUAAGGUCUAUUAUUUAUUGCAUAAACUUAGAACGAGUGUUAGGCAGGUUUCUCCUUAUACUGCUGAUUUGAUUGAGGAAUGGUUUCAUAGUAAGGCUGCUUCUGGAGCGGGAAAAAGCAAAUGGGAUCAAAGAUUAAUUACGAAAGCAAUUGAAAAUGGAGGCGGAGGUUGGCAUGGACAAGGCUGGUUGGGAAAUGGAAAAUGGACUGUUUUGCGUAAAACCGUGGGAUCUGAUGGCUUCUGUAAAUGUUGUGGUGAACAAUUAGCAACCAUUGACCUAGAUCCUGAAGAAACUGAGAAUUUUGCCAAAUCAGUCGCAUCUAUAGCUUCACAGAGAGAGAAGCAUUUAAAUUUUCAGAAAUUUCAAAAAUGGCUCGACGACCAUGGACCUUUUGAAGCAAUUGUUGAUGGAGCAAACGUUGGCCUCUUCAGCCAAGGAAAAUUUCAACCCUCUAAGGUCAAUGCUGUUGCGAAUGGAAUUCGUCAGAUGCUUCCUUCUAAAAGAUGGCCUCUUAUAAUCUUGCAUAAUAGACGAGUUUCUGGUGUAAACAAGGCACUUGUACAGAAGUGGAGAACUGCUGAUGCACUCUAUGAAACACCUACCGGUUCGAAUGAUGAUUGGUACUGGUUAUAUGCAGCUAUAAAGUUCAGAUGCUUAAUUGUGACAAAUGAUGAAAUGAGAGAUCAUUUGUUUCAAUUACUCGGAAAUGACUUUUUCCCUAAAUGGAAAGAGCGACAUCAGGUGCAUUUUGGUUUCUCGGAAAUAGGUCAAGUAUUUCACAUGCCUCCCCCAUAUUCUGUUGUAAUCCAGGAGUCAGAAAAAGGUCACUGGCACAUUCCAAUUGCAUCAGAGCUUGAAUCUGAAGGGGAUAGGACGUGGUUAUGUGUUACACGGACUAACCCACACACGACAGGGAAGAAUUCUCCUAAUGUAUCCAAAGAAACAGAAGUUUCGAACCAUAAGGAGAAAGAUGUAAGCUCAAGUACUCAAAAGAAAACUCGAAAAGAAGUGACUAGAAGGAAGCAUGGCAACAAUGAGAAGAUUAGUCCAGAGGUACCCAAAGAGACGUGUGCAAAUCUAAAAGGUGUUCUACGAUCAUCGAGAUCUCCAAAUCAGAAAAUGAUUCUUCAAGAACUCGAGUCUGCAGAGACACUUGGCAGCUGCAUAAUUGAUUUCCAAAUAUAAUGUAUGUGACCGAGGCCUUCAGAAUCAUCAGGACCUUGUUUGGCACUUGAGCUGACGAAGAAAAUCUGAUCAACAGUUUCACGGUUUUGAUCCUCUUGCCUUCUUCUUUCACCCUAUAAACUAUCCUAACCGAAUGAGCUGACUACAAUUCUGCAAUGUUCUUCAUUAGUGAGUUUAUUUUUUUCCACCAUAGCCGUAACGAGGUAGUAGAAGUGUGGAUGCUGCUGAAGAAAGAGAUUCCUCCAGCUUCUCAAAUUUCACCUGAGUGUUCAAGUUGAGGGAAAAAUUUAUUGUGCAUAGAGUAUUUUAGUGUGCUCUAAAUCAGCAAAACACAGCCCUUUUUGGCUCAUGGUGUGUUCCCUAGUACCUAAGACAGUGGAAGUUGCAUUUUGUCUGUUUUGGUUGUUUCAAGGCUGGAAAUUAUGAUUUCUGAGCUGCCAUUUUUAUAAUCACCUUGCAUGUGCCUUGCAUUUUUGGA